AUGAAGCUAUCUUUGGUUUUCGUCGUUGUAGUUUUAAGUGUUGUGGUUGUGUUUAACGAAGGUACGUUUUUACAGUAUAUACUUCAUAUAUAUAUAAUAAUACUGUAUAUAGCUAUCUUGGCUUAAAAUAAAUAAAAGGGCUCAGCAAAUGACUACACAUUCUUAAACAUCAGAGCUAGGAUUUUACUCAAGAUUUGACUACUCAAUGACAAUGUUAGAAUUUUGCGUGAUUAUCACAACGGUAAAUCUGUUAUCCGUAUACCUCUUAAUAUAUAAAGCUUAUAGUUAUACCUGUUCUAUUGUAGGUUUUUACUUGUUUCUAACCAUCAAACUGACGUUUAUACGUCAUUUGAUCAAUUUCUAAAGUUGUUUCUUUUAGUUGGAUUUUUUGUAUUAAUUUGGUUAGGGUUAGGGUUGGGUUAGGGGUUAGAGUAGGGAUAGGGUUUGGGUUAGUUACAUAGCCAUGACGUCAGGCGUCAGUUUGGUAGAUGGAAACAAGUGCUGAUCUCUAUUCUAUGCUUCUGUGUACUGGAACAAUGAUAAUUAGGCAUGUGAGUUUUAUUUCAUUUUCUUAAUUCUGUACUUGCAGCUUGUAAUCCGGGUGGAAACACCAGACGUACACCACCCACAGAACGACCCACAUCUCGCCCCAGCACCGUCAGACCGAAUAAAAUUCACCGACGAAUUUUCCGUUUCAUCGUAACAUCGAAACCAGCGCUGAAGAAGACAUGCAAUGCACCGAAUGAAUGUUUGACUGACUGUGGGGUAAAUAAAUACGUUCUUGGAAGAUACGGCUGCACUGGAGGAUCAUGGUGUUGCGCAAGUAGAUAA
Messenger RNA from Paramuricea clavata, 831 nucleotides. The record is from the annotation of a GenBank genome assembly. Lineage: Eukaryota; Metazoa; Cnidaria; Anthozoa; Malacalcyonacea; Plexauridae.